AUGCAUUGGAAGGCGAAUCCCAAUCUGAUGCUGCGGCAACGACCAGUCGUCCAUCGAAUGACCGCCAACCAUUGUCAUCAUCAUCAUCAUGAUCAUCGUCAGAGUCGCUCUGCACUGUUUGUGACAGUCUGCGUCAUCAUCAUUGCGACGACCAUUGCGCUGGCGACCGCUGCUCAAUCUCACGCUCAACCAGAAUCGCCAUCCAACGCUCAGCCCAACACCCAGGCGCAGUCCAUCUUUGAAAAGGACGACGCAGACAACAGGUACAACCAGAAGCCAGGCUGGUUUGUGCCGAACGAGAGCGCGACGCGGUUCCAUCCUGCAGCGUCCGACGAUGACUGGCGCUCAAUGCUGGCCUCGGUCAGGCUGCCCACGACGCUGGAGCUCGCAGGGACAGUGUUCCCGGUGCCUGCGUGGUACGACGAUCUGUCGCCGCAAAAGCAAGGCCGCCCGGCAGACCCGAGCGAAGAGGUCGACGAUGAGCAAGUGGCCAAUGCAAGCGCCAGCAAUCAAGCGACCGACUCCAUCCACCCGUCAAAGUCGACGCUACAGAGUGCCAGUGAUCAAGCUACAAGACGUGCAUCAUCCGUCGUGGAAACGACAAAAGAGCUGCCGCGAGCUCGGUUUCAUCGCUUUCGUAAACUUCGCUUUGCGCCCGACAGCACGAUUGUCAAGCUGCUUGGACCGCAUGCCGAGGCCAUCUACAACGAGCGGAGGGAAAAGACAGCCUUCUUUGUGCGGCACACAAACCCAGAGUGCGAGUUGUGCGAGAUAUCGCAGCCGAGCGACGUGCUGCACAUGAUUUCAACCCACUCGCUCGUCUACAACAAGGACCUUCGGUUUGUGAUCAAGAGCAAGAAUCAGUUUUAUGCAGACACGUAUGCCACCGCCGCUGAGGCUCUUGCAGCAUUCCUGUCGGGCUCCACAAUCGUUGUCAACGCGCUGCACUACUUGGAUUCGCGUCUGCACGGCUUUUGCGAGCAGCUCGAGGAGAGUCUCAGUACUUUUGCCAGCGUCAACAUGUACCUGUCCCCGGCCUCUGCCCAAGGGUUCAAGGCCCAUCAUGAUCUGAUGGAUUCAGUCAUUUUGCAAACAGCGGGAUCCAAGGUUUGGCGAGUUUGCAACCCGGAUUUCCAGCUUCCGAGCGAUGUGAACUCGGGCAACUUUCUUCUUUCCGAACUUCGAUACAUGAACUGCACGGACAUUUUGCUGACUCCCGGUGAUGUGCUCUAUUUGCCGCGCGGAACCAUCCACUCUCCGUAUACAAUCGGAAACAUGUCGAUGCAUUUGACGUUUGGCUUAUCCGCUGCCUUCCCGUGGCAAGCGGUCAUGGAUGACUUUAUUAAAAGCUUUGCCCACAUCCCAACCGCCCUCAUAUCACCCAAAGUAUCCAUUACCCUGCCAGAGCUGCCGUCUCGUGAAGAAAUUGCCCGCCAUGUGCGCCGCCCGGAAAUUGUUGUCGGCAAAGACUCGCUCUUCCCGGCAGAGCUGGAUGAAGAGUACCAGCGCAUGAGGGAUAACCCGGCGCCUCCAGUCAUGGAAAUUAGCAUGGAACGACUGCUGGUGGCUGCGUGGCAGCAGCUGAUUCAAGAGCCCCAGGAGACGCUUUCGCGAAGUGCCAUGCCGAGUUGGUUGCUCCACCACGAGCCCAACAUGUGGCCGAGCGCAGCAAACCGCAUUGCGAUGCUUGAGCACUGGAUGUACAUUCUCGAGAUGCUGGUCACUCGCGUCGAAACGCACUUUCUUCACAUCAAGUACGUCUUCUUUUACCAAGCGCCGCGCAACGUCGGAUUUGCGCAUGCGGGCAGGUAUGCCAAACCCCGCGCUUCGCAGGCCCAAAUCUUUGAGACCAUGGCCUAUGGCGUUUGGGACUGUUCCGCGCAACAAAUCAUGGCCAACCGAACGCUGACGGACGACGAGCGAGCAGAGCGCGAUCGGCUCACACAAGCCCUUCGCGCGUUUGUGCGAAACUACCCGCCCGCGUUGUUCUAUGACGCGUUUGACAGCGCGCUGGACGGCAUGCGUGAGAAAAUCUCUGCGGGCUUGCUGGAGCAACGCGAAGAUGUCGUGUCGAAUGCACUCAUCAAACGCAUUUCGACGGGCACUGUGCUCAAGCGCACCCAUCUGUUGGCUGGGAUGGUACCAGUGCACCCACUUGCACCCGUCACCUCUGACGGUGAAUUUGUGCGCACUGUCGCAAAGGAAGUUUCGGUGACGUGCAACCGCCAGAUCAGCACCAUUCCAAACACUCGUGUCGGCGCUUACGUGUGGGCUCUGUACAUUGGACGAUCGUUCUCGGUCGACGAACUUGCUCACGCAAUGAUUGUCACCUGGAAUUUGCGCGAUUUUGCGGUCAAGCACAAGGCAGCAGACCCAACCCCGCACCCGGAGCGGUGGUACUCUGAGCAAGUGCUGGCGUUGGUGGAGGCGGCGCCCAAGUCCCCUCUGACGCGCGAGCAAAGGAGCGCUGCCAUUCAACUGGCUCGCAAUAUGGUGGCCCAGCAGGUGCUCGGCAUUGAGGCGCUCAACUCGCCGCCAGUCUCCAAACAGCAAGUGGCUGAGCCUUCCGAUUUUGAUCAGGAACUGGUGCAGUUUAUCAACACGUAUUGAGCUGGCAUGGUUGGUUAUUUUAGUGGCCGGCUGAGGAACAUUUGAUUGAAAUACAAGGUUGUACAAAGAAAAAAAGCACCACCGA
This is a messenger RNA of Capsaspora owczarzaki ATCC 30864, 2695 nucleotides long. RefSeq lists its product as hypothetical. NCBI's taxonomy places the organism in Eukaryota, Filasterea, Ministeriida, Capsasporidae. The coding region runs from base 1 to 2610 and encodes 869 amino acids. Gene Ontology annotation, cellular component: nucleolus. The transcript has 4 exons. The record is from RefSeq and is a predicted model, not a curated record. Gene Ontology annotation, molecular function: histone H3K36 demethylase activity; histone H3K4 demethylase activity.